This is a messenger RNA of Melanotaenia boesemani (Boeseman's rainbowfish), 5165 nucleotides long. RefSeq names its product PCF11 cleavage and polyadenylation factor subunit (gene pcf11). Gene Ontology annotation, biological process: termination of RNA polymerase II transcription. The record is from RefSeq and is a predicted model, not a curated record. The coding region runs from base 148 to 4848 and encodes 1566 amino acids. Gene Ontology annotation, cellular component: mRNA cleavage factor complex; cytoplasm. Lineage: Eukaryota; Metazoa; Chordata; Actinopteri; Atheriniformes; Melanotaeniidae. The transcript is spliced from 16 exons. Gene Ontology annotation, molecular function: RNA polymerase II complex binding; mRNA binding.
GUGGACGUUUCCGGUCUUUAGUUGCAGUCGCCAUUUUCUCGUCGUCGAAAACGGCCAAAGAACGGCGGCAGACGGCGAUAGGAAUAAAGCCCAAAACCGGUAUUAUCCGAGUCCGGUUCGGAGCAGCAGCGUUAGCUACACGAGUUGAUGGACUGUUUGCUGAUCAGGGGUUAUGGUAUCGAUCAGGCUCGUGUAGGUUUGGCCGGAUCGCGCAGCUCAAAGAUGGACGACAGCGCCGCGAGAGAAGACGCCUGUAGAGAGUAUCAGUCCUCUCUGGAAGACCUGACGUUCAACAGCAAGCCACACAUCAACAUGCUCACCAUCCUGGCCGAGGAAAACCUCCAGUUCGCCAAGGAUAUCGUCGCAAUUAUUGAAGCACAAAUCAGCAAGGCCACCGCCACCGAGAAGCUUCCAGUUUUGUACUUAGUGGAUUCCAUAGUGAAGAAUGUUGGAGGAGAGUACCUUGCAGUGUUUGCUAAAAACCUAAUCACUUCAUUUAUAUGUGUCUUUGAAAAGGUGGACGAAAACACCAGGAAGAGUCUGUUCAAGCUGCGCUCCACAUGGGACGAAGUCUUCCCGCCCAAGAAGCUGUACGCGCUGGACGUCCGGGUCAACUCUCUGGACCCGGCCUGGCCCAUCAAGCCGCUGCCCCCCACCGUCAACGCCAGCAUCCACGUCAACCCCAGGUUUUUAAAGCAGCCUGAGGAGGCCACCUCACCCCAGCCAGCCCCCACCCAGGCGACUCCGGCACCGCCCGCCCCGCAGCCGGCCCCCGCCAUGGCCCAGUCCAGUCUGACCCAGGAGCAGCUGAUCCGGCAGCAGCUGCUGGCCAAACAGAAACAGCUACUGGAGCUUCAGCAGAAGAAGAUCGAGCUGGAGUUGGAGCAGACCAAAGCUCAGCUGGCCGGUGGGUUUGUUCUUCCACCAACCACCCCCGUCUCCACCCCACCUCCACCCAGCGCCACGCCAAAGCCCGUCACCCAAACUGCUCCCGUGGUCCGACCCUGGAUCCCCCCCCAGCCUCCGGUCGACACCAAGCCCUCCACCAGAGACCCCCGUCUGAACCGCAGCACUGCCCCACCUGCAGCGCCAGCCAAAGAACAGCCGGCUGAGAGGAAAGAGGGCGUCCACACGGCCGGAGGUCCGGCUCUCGUGCCUGACAAGAGGCUGCCGGAGAAAUCCACCCGCCCUGACAAAUCCAGGACCCCCAAGAAGGAUGUUCUGGAUGACAAGUCAAAGUCCAAGUCUCCAUCUCCAGUGGUGAAAAAUAUCCUGAGUAAAACCAAAUCAACAGAGGCCGAGGCUCCGAAGUCCGCUGACGGCACAAAGAAGGAUCCCAGGCUGAGGAAACGGGUCCCGGACAGAACCGGAGAGUCCAAAGAUGAAGAGCUGAAGAAGAGAUUCAGUGACAAGAAGGACAGAGACGAGUCGGCCCGGCCCCCAGAACCCCCCAGGCCCAACAAAGGGAAGCUGCUGAACGGCUCGGUGGCCAAGCACGACCGCGGCGAGGUGGACGACAAGUCCGACUGCAAGACCGGAGGAAACGCCAGAACACACGCCAGGAAACGGACCCGCUCACGGUCCCGGUCGCCCACCACCUCCCCAAAGAGGAAGGACAGGCGCUCGCCCAAGAGCAGACCCCGGAGCAGCUCGCUGUCCCCGUCCCACAAACCCGGAAAACCUCGGAGGGUCCGCGCAGAUGACCCGCAGCACGGCAAGCCUGGCCGAGAGGACCGGCCCGGACCUAAGAAGAACCAAGCAGAGAGCAGGAGGUCCAAGAGGCCAGGGGAGGACCGGCACUCCGAGUCCAGAGACUCCCCACGGGGCCAUGAUGUAGGCAGCAAAGAGGCGAAGGAUACUCCUCAUCGCUGGAGGAGCGGCUGGGAGAACAAGCAUCUGAAGUCGGAAGACUCCCACCUGAAGCCCGGGCCUCAGAGACACAAACCGUACAGCACCCCGACCCGACCCGGGACCCCCAGAACCCCGAAGCAUCGUCUCAGCGUGGACGCCAACCUGCAGAUUCCUGAAGUCCUCAACUCUGCCUCCAAGAAGGAUCUGCUCAGGAGGGCUAGCAAGCGUCUGGAGAGCGGGGAGAUCUCCCAGGAGGACUUCCUGAACAUGGCCCACCAGAUUAAGCACCUCUUCCAGUAUCAGGAGGAGAAGCAGCAGCGCUCGGAGAGCUGGGACAUGUUGGACUUCCACGUGAAGAAAGGGCCGCUGCUUCCCCGCCCCCAUGACGCCAUGGACGCCGCGGAGCUGUCGUACUACGAGCACAAGUCCAAGCUGAGGAAGACGCAGGUCAACCACCGAGCCGGCGGAGAGGAGCUGGAGGUGGACGAAGCUCCAGAAGACAGCGGGGAGAAGGCGGGUGACUGUCGGAACGCCGCACUUCAUCCGUCACAUAAAUACAGCCGUCCUGCUCGGGACAGACCAGGUGAACGGAGGAGCAAAGAGCGCGAGGAGCCACUGCUCGCCCCCAUGAUCGAGGAGUACAACCACGGCAAGGAGUUCCCCACCCUCAAGGUCCUGCCGGGCCUCCGCUUCAGGAAGAAAGUCGACCCCAGAGAGUCCAGUGAGCGUGAGUGGAUGUCGCCCCUGACGGAGCGCCAGCUGUACGACGACCGUGAUGAGCAGAAGAGCGGCUACGAUGCUCCGCGGCGGUACGGCCCCCCCGGUGACUCCAGACUCCCAGACCCACGCAGACAGGAGGGACCCCCACCGUCUGGACCCAUGGUCCACAGGAACUGUCCAAGUCCAGUUGGUCUGGACACUCCAGGCCCCCGGUUUGAACGGGAGCGGCUGUCCCCUCUGCACCAGAAGGAUCCAGCAGACCUGAGUCCGGUCCCCCGCUUCGAGAGUCCGAACAGCGAACACUCUGACGAUGGGCCCCUGGAUGUCCCCCAUCUCCAUCCUCCCCCUAAACCCAUCCUGAAGGCCCAGCCUCGUGGAGGGCCACUGUCUGGGGUCCGUCAGCACGGAGACUCCCCGGGACAUACCCCUCCUCAUGACGGAGGACACCCUCCCUCACGCUUUAUGGGCCCCUCCAGACCGCAACUGCCUGGGUGGUAUGAAGGUGGUGGCUCUGGGCAGUUUGAUGAGCCGCAGUUUGUUGGGCCCCACCACCCGGUCCCUGGGAGGUUUGAUGGUGGGGGGCCGUCUCACCACAGUGUGCCUGAGAGACCUGAGGGCCCCGGGCACUGUGAUGGGCCCCACGUGGGUCGUGGUCCACUACGAGGGGAUGGCAUGGGAAGGUUUGACGGGGCACCUCAGGUCAGGUUCAGUGGUCCCGGUGGCCCAGGUCUCAUGGAGGGCUCCAUGCAGCGCUUUGAGGCUCCGGGUCACUUCACCAACAUGGGCCCUGGUCCAGGUCCUGGUCCCGGUCAGAUGGGCUUCCAGCAGCAACGGCCUAUGCACUUCGAGGGCCCUAACAAUCAGAUGGGCCCCAUGAGGUUUGAAGGUCCCAGUCGCUUUGAGGGCCCCAAUCAGCCGGGGCCCAGGUACGACAUCCCCAACGUGCCCCAUCAGGGUGGCCCCCCACGCUUUGAUUACAAUCCUGAUCUUCAGGGGCCCCCCAGGUUCGCCCCACAACACAACCUGCAGCCCCACAUGAGACCUAUUGGUCCACCCCUCUACGACAACUCCAUGGCCUCCCAGCAGAACUUUGGUAUGGGCCCCCAGCGUUUCCCAGAACCCAUAAACCCUCAGUUCCUGCCAGGGCCGAUGGCGUUCCAGGCGCAGCGGGCCGACAGCUUCAACAUGCAGCCGCCUUCGUUCAACCAGCAGGCCCCGGGCCCCUUCUUCAACACCGCGGCUCCUAGCAUGCAGCAGCCGGUGACUGUCAUGAGAACCGUAAACCAAACGUUCCUGUCUCAGAACUCGGUGCCUUACGUACAGCAGACUCCUCAGGUGGUUCCUCAGGAGAACCACUUUGGCCAGGUAGACGUCAACGACCUGCUGUCCAAGCUCAUCUCCUACGACAUCAUCAAACCCCUUCAGCCCGACGCCGCCCAGACCCCCAGCGAGGCUUCUGUGGCUCCUGCAGCUCCUCCUGUGGAGGAGGACGAAGAGGAGGAGCAGGAGGUGGAGGAAGAGGACAACGUCCCCGACCUCACAGGCUUCAUCAUUGACAGCAUGAAACGGCGCUACGAGAGCUUGGUGACCAGGCUGUACUCGGGGAACCAGUGCUGCCUCUGCAGCAUGCGCUUCACCACCGCCCAGACCGACAUGUACGCCGACCACCUGGACUGGCACUUCAGGCAGAACCACGCCGGGAAGGUGGCGAGCAAGAAGGUGACACACCGACGCUGGUACUACAGCCUGACGGACUGGAUCGAGUUCGAGGAGAUCGCCGACCUGGAGGAACGAGCCAAGAGUCAGUUCUUCGAGAAGGAGAACGAGGAGGUCCAGAAGAACCAGGCGGCUGCCAAGGAGGAGGAGUUCCAGAGCGUCAGAGCCACCAAGGACCAAGUCGGGGAGUCAUGUGAGAUCUGCCAGGAGCCGUUUGAGACGUACUGGGUGGAGGAGGAGGAGGACUGGUUCCUGAAGAACGCCGUCAGGGUUGAUGACAAGAACUUCCACCCGGCCUGCUUCGAAGAUUAUAAAAACACGUCGUCGUAUCUGGACGUCACGCCGUCGCCCAGCAAGCUGCUGACCGACCACCCGCUGGGCGGCUUCGGGAUCACUGAACAGGAAGUGGAGGAGGGGGGAACUUCCUACGGUGUUGUGGCAGAUGUGGUGAAACAAGAAGUGGAGAGCAAGUCGUGCGAGCUUCCUCGGGUGAAGGAGGAUGAAGAGGACCGGGGUCAGAAGGUUUUAAUGGACUCUGCUGAUUCUGAGGAGACGGCGUGACGCGUCUUCGUCCCUUCGGGAUGAAGGAUGUUUUACGACUUGAAUACAUUUUUGUAUUUGGAUUGUGCGCGGCCGUUUCAGGCCGGCUGCUCAGAGCUGUAAAUGAUUUAAUUUAUACAUUAAAGUAUUUUUGGUAACUGGUCUAAUGCUGAUUGAAUGAAACGGCUCUGCUCUGAUUGGUCAGUUGGUUUGUUGGUCAGUCGCAGGUGUUGAAGGUAAGCAUCAUCUGAUUGGACGACUGUAAGACUUGAGGAAUCGUCUGCUGAAGAUCACGUUCUUUGUUUUUCUUUAAGCUUCAAUAAAAAAAACUGAAAGUU